UUUUGAAAUAAAUACUUUCAACAAUGCAAGAAAAAAUAAACUAAAAUCAGAUUUUUUUAGGUCUGAAACUUUUGAUAGGAGCACUGUCUUAUCGGUUCAGAAAAGAGUAGAUGACAGCUGUACCGCGAGAUACCUCCGAUGGAGGGCGCUAGUGUAGUCAGGCGCAGUCAGUGCAAGCCAGCGGGUUAGCUGUCGUCGCUGUAAAGAUCGCGAGAUAUGGAAAAAUGUAUUUGAAGCGCUCGAAGCUGGUGGAUCUGACGGUGUCGCGCACCGCCGCGGAUGUGCAUCUGCGUGAUCUCAAGUGCCCGAUAUGCUGCGGCAUCCUGAUCGAGCCAGUGACGCUGCCGUGCACACAUAACCUCUGCCUGCGCUGCCUGCGGGGUACGUUCGAGCACAACAGCCUGAGCUGCCCGAUGUGCCGGGUCCGGGUUGGCUCCUGGUUGCGCACCGCUACCAAGACCGAAACCCUGGUGAACCACGGCCUCUGGGAGCUGAUCAGAACCAGGUUCCCGAAAGAGGUCGAGAACAAGCACAAUGGCGAGGAGGGGGACGACGGCUUGGACGACGCUGACUAUGUGGCAAAUAGAAGAAUACUCAGCGCAACCGGAGAGAUACACCGGGAGUACAAAGCUCAACUUCAAAUGGCCGAAGAAGAGAUGCGUCGUCAGAGACAAGCUGAGGAAAUGGCCAGCAAGGCUCUGAUUCAAAAGAUUCAGGCAGAGGAGGAACAGAGGUUCCUGGUGCAGCUUGCGCAGGAUCAGUUGUUGGCCAAGACCCUGGCGAAACAGCAGGCUGCUCAAAAAGAAACUGCAAAGUGUUAUAACGAAUGUUUGAGCACGUCGGUUCCGACUUAUGCUUUUAACGAGUCCAAGUUUGACUAUACGACGGUACAUGUAAAUAAUAUAGAAAUGCCACGAAAUGAAAUUGCAUGCUUGGAGGGUAGGCAUGUGGGUCUUCCCGAGUCUAUAAGAGACAACUCGAAAACGAGACAGAUGAAUGUGUUAUCCAAGAUGGGGGUGUACUCUAAUGUAUGCAGCUCUAAAGAGGCAAACGCAUCCUGUGUGUACAAAAACCCAACUUAUUGUUGCCAGAAACAAAUGUCUGCUUACAACGUCAUAGCGAAGAAGCAUCAAACAGUAUCUAAGUUUACUCAACCUUGCACCUCAAAUUAUUCCAUGGAUCCCGGAUGUUCUACGUCCAGAGCUUACAUGACGGAGACCAAGGAGGAGCUGCGAGUACCGAGCGACGUGGUGAACAGCAAGAAGAAGAGUCUUGGAGUGGAGGUGUGUAUGACCCUAGCCGACGACGACGAGAGGAUAGGAAGCGCCGAGAGCUCCGGUAGUCAUGAUAGCAUAAAUCAGGAGAUCCAUCAUUUCAAACCUAUCAAGACGGUGCCGAGAACAAAGUUGCAAAUUUCUUCAGAUGGAAAGCAAAUAGAUCCGAAGUUGAUUAGAGUGAUCCCUAUCUUAAAAAAAGUGUGUAACGCAGUGCCAAAGCCUCCAUCGCCGACGUACGUGAAACGUAUUGGAUGUUCUUGGAGCGCCUUUAAAGGUAAAAUAAGACAAGACGCAAGGGAAAAACACGUUGCGCACAGUCUGAAGGAUACAGAGAUUGAUCAGAAACCGUCGACGUCACUAGUUCAUUCUCAAACUGUUUCAAAUAAAUCGACAAUGAAGCUUCAAACGAAUGAUGCUAUCCGCCGACUUGAUUUUAUACCCGAACCAUCGUUCGAUAGCAAUAAAAAUUAUACGAAAGAUACAAAUAAAAUAAUCAAUGGUACUAAAGUGAGUAAGAAGUUGUUGGACGACGAAUGGGACGUGAGAAAAGCACGCAAGUCUUGGAGAACGAAUAUGAGAAAUGGUGUAGUAGCGAAAUCUAAGCGUCAUAGAAACCUGCGGACUACCAAGAAGGAAACCAAACCUACCAUGAACGUGACGGACGAAGAAGAGGACGACGAUUUGACAGGUUCCAAUUCUUCAUUCGGUAAAACAAGUCCACAAACUGGCGAGCGGGACGAUGACAAUGACUUCGAAAAUAUAGCGGAACGAAUUAAAAGGAGAAAAGAAAACGCGGAAAAAAAGACGUCAGAGCAAGGAAUAGAAUCUAAUGCGUCUAAAAGAAAUAGAACAGCAACGAAGAAGAAAACGUUACUUGAGAGGAUAGAUGAGGAUCCUACAGUAGAUCAAGCCGCGCUCUCGACAUCUCAAGAGAGCACGGAAAUCGACGGAAGUUCUAUGAGGAGGGCGAAGCGACGAAAAACAAGUAAAAGUACUCAAAAGGAGGAUAUGGAGAAGAACGAAUCUUCGACAGACGCCGCGUCCAGUCCGAGGAAGUCCGCGCGAAACUUGACGAGGGUCUCUUCAAUGGCAAAUGAAUCGGAUGGCGUGCGUAACAAGACUAACAGCAAGUUUAAUUACGACUCGCCGCCGGAGUCUUGCGACGAGAUAGAGGAAUGCACUCCGGAGAACGAACGUACCGUCGGAAAGGUUUCUGACGAGGAUAUGAUCGAGGAGCAGCAGCGGAUCGAGCAAUUGCUGUUGCAAGAGCGUGAGGAUUUCGAGCUGGCGCGUCGCUUGCAAGCGGAAUACGACGAAAUGGAGCGAAUGGCCGGACGCACUAGACGCUCGAGGAAGGCUUUCGAGAACGAAAGAGGCGUCAAUGUGAACUCGCGUGAGAUCGAAGCGACGAGGAUGGUCCGUAGGACGAGCGUAGAUGCGCGUAAAACUGCGAAACGGAAGCCGAUUGUCAGUCGAGUCGUGAGUACCGCGACUAAGGGGAAGCGUAGUAGGCCGAAACGCAUGAAAAUCACGGUUGACGCGCGCGAGGACGAGACUCGCACGCGAUAAUCGUGUCGCGGCGCGUGAGAACCCUCCACAAUUGGAUGUUCCUAUGAGCCAUAUAUUUGACGGAAGGAGAUUGAAUUAAAAUCGUGACUUUUUGUAUAGUGUCUUGUGUAUUUUUUAACAAAUCAUUUGCGUCGUAUCGAAUAUGUACCUGGAUACAUUGCGAGAGUAUGAAAGGAAAGCGGUUUGGAUCUUCAGAUUAUGGUAAAUGUCGUUUUCGUUGUCCACACGCGAUGAAACGUCUACACGCCGUUUUUGUUCCUAACGCAUCAAUCGUGCGCGAUUUAAACAAUAACGAUGGGAAAUAGCGGCUUGUGCUCAUGUACAACGUGCCCUGGAACGCCCGGCCUAAAUUUUAACAAAUUUUGUCCGGUCGGAUUUUUUUUUUAGCGAAAGAAUUUUUUAAGAUUAAGGUUGGAGUUACUCCGGGACACCUCGUAUCUAUAUUUUUAUUAAGCUUUCAAAAGAGUAAAGUACCGCAUUAUAAUCAAAACGAAAAGUGACAAUAUUUGCGCGAGACAUUGUUACAUUUGGCUGGGAGCGAUAAAAGAAUCGAGUGCACGUCUGUAAUUUUAACGGCGAGAGAUAUUGCGAGAUUAAAAUUGUAGUUUUAUACAGUGAUUAUACUUAUUUUUUAAGAGAGCUUGUCCACAUUUAAGUAAACUUAAGUCGCUACUCAUUAUCAGCAAUCCCAUAACAAUAUUAGGUAUAAUCGCAAAUUAAUUGGCUUCUUUCUUGAAAGUUCGAUUAGGCGCUGACAGCUUUGGUCUUUGGUUCCUUCGCUUUCAGCAGAGCGCUAAAUCGCGUGGUGAUAAUUUCCGACAUGUCGCUCGUUACGCGAACGGAAACUUUCGAUGGAGAACUGCUUUAUCGCGAGAUAUAUGUGUAUAUUUAUAUUUCUAUCCGUCAUUCCCGUGAAAAUUAGUUGAAAUCGAAGAGCAUUCAAAUCGAGUUUCUUUUUAAGCAUGAAAAUAGAAACUGGAAGAAUCAUUACAAACUCGAUUACUUUUAACUAACGUUCAUGGGGACCGUUCUAAUGUGUAAAGUUUGUUACGUGACAUUUAUACAGGUACACUAUCGGGAGAGAUUUAGUAGCGUAGUAAGGGAGGAAGCAGAGUGGUCGAUCUAUCCCGAGCGCCGUUUUAGCAAGAGCACCAAUUUAACAGUACAAUACUUUCUCUGUUACAAGUAACAAAAUUUUUAAUCGAAAAUUUGUUUGUAGUGGAAGACAAAAAAGAUAUCAUAAACUAUCUCGGAUGAAAAACAAAAGACGAACUAUUAAAAUGAUGAAACUUUGAUCAACUUAUCUUUUGUUACAAUGGGGAUAAGUGUUUGUUCUGACCGUAACGAGUAAAAUUUUAUUUGUAACAUGCAAAUAUGUAAUUGAAUUUUAAAAAAUUGAUAGUCUAUUGGUGAUUGCUAGCAUAGUAAAGAAAGCAUAUAGGGGAUUGGGAGAGGACGAGAAUCGACGUCAUCUUUCCUUACUACACCACUAAACAGAUUAUAAUUGAAUAAUCAUGUAUAGUGUUAAAAGAGAGAUUAUGGUCGGUAUUCACAGUCGAUUCUUACGUUUAAGACCGGCUCAAGUACCGUUUUAAGAUGUCAUCAACAAAUGACAACAUGUAUUAGCAUCUCAAGACAUUACUUAAGACGGUCUUGAAAUAAGAUUCGAACUAUGAACACCGGCAUAUAUUGUUUGAUAAGAUCCGCUUGAUAUCGCAAUCGUCUACUGUCAGCUUUGACGGCCUUGAUUAUCGUACUGCAAUCGAAUUAAUUGUUAUAAAUUAAGUGUUAUAUUAAGAGAGAAUUUAUAUACUUUGCGCGAUCGUGCGACGGACUUUUAACUCGACGGACGCAGAGGCUAGUUAUUGAGAAACAUAUUUCGCGAGCUACGGUUUCCUUUUCGAUAGACUCGAAUUUUUUUUCUCGCCCGUACCACGCCCGAUCACGUCAUAUAUAUAUAUUUUACACAUAUUUAUGUAGGAAUUAGGAAAAAUUAACGGAGCUGACUGCGAGAUUUGAAGUUUCUCUGAUUCUCACUCCUAUCACUUAACAUGCUACACCAACAACUGCUCCACUGGUCUCUUAACAGUUUCGGUUGUUAAUAAUUUGUCCUACGGUUCUUUCUAUUUUCCUAUAUUGAUUUGUUUUUAAUCUUUUUAUUUGCAAUAUAUGGAAGUCAAUUUUCGUCCACGCCUUUCGCGCUCCUCCCACUUGUGAUACUGUCGCAGUAUUUUACAGUCGAAAUUCGUCCUUAAGUCUUUAUCGUUAGCGGUUACUGUCGAUGGUGUUUUACAUAAAAUGCUGUCGCGGGCGAGCUCGCAUUUCAUACUCGUAACGACAGGCAAAUACUUCCAAUGGGUAUUCGUAACAAAUAUAUUCUGAGGCUAGCGCAAUUAUUUCGCAUCGAAAUUUAUCGUUGACCGGGAUAAUGUUAACUUUAUUAAAAAAAAAAGAAUUUUCGCAGAAGCAAUCAGAAAUAUUUAUUGUACCUAACGUGACUCGAACCUGGCCGACUGAAUUCUUUACGUCGUGUUGUAAUGGAUGGAAUAAUCAUUCUGAAAUCGGAAAGAGUGAAGUCGAGAAUAUUCUCAGUGCAACGCAGCCAUAAUCUCUUCCCUUAAAUAUCCGAACAAGAGGAGAGGGAUUUCCCUUGCCGAACGUUAUUCAAAUACAGAAUGUUCUCUUCAAUGUCCGUAUUAUUAAGCAGAGAAUAUUCUUAUAGAAGACAAGAACGCGCGGGAGCGAUGAACACAAAUGAGGAGACAUUCGGAUACCCAUUCGUCGGAAAUGAUUUCACGAUCAGUUUUGCGGGUGUCUUUCUUUAGAGCAGCUAAAAAAAAAAGAGAAAAAAAUAAAAACGGUCUUUUGUUUCGAGCUAUUGUAGGGCAAAUCGGGAAUUUGCGAAUUCAAAGAGAGACUUCCGAAAGUUUCCUCGUUAGUGCGGGACAAACGGGAGCUACAAAGGGAAACGAUUGUGGUGAAAGGGAGGAUGUUUUUAUCAUCUCUCCUGCUUCUAAUCCCUUCCGCGUUUUUUUCUAUUCCUGAUUUUAUUUCAACGCAACGUAUGUAUUCGUCGUGUUAGGAAAUACUGCACGCAAUGUUUGUUAUCCUCUGCAUGUCGCAGGAAUAGUCUUUCAAUUGUCCUUUUUUUUUCUUUUUAUGCGAAUUUUAAGUAUAUAUAAAUAUACGGCACGCGCGUAUCGUGAAUAUAUGAAUCUAAUAAAAAUAAUGUGUGUAAUAAGUAAUCGCGAGGAGAUGAAAUAAGGCCGGUUAAUAUUGUUUAGGAAAUCGCACGACUACAUUAUAUGAACUAAUCCAAUAAUAUAUAAUGUAAAAAAAAAAGCGUAUGGAAUUUAUGGAAUAAAAUCAUAGAGAAUGUAUAGAGAAGAUAUUUAGUUAUAGAACGACAAAAUAAUGUCAAAUAUUACGUAUUGAUAACGAAUAAGUAGAGCAUCUCUAAGAGAGAAAGAGAGAGAUUAAAGCGAGCGUAAUCUAUGAUUCUGAAUCAACGGAAUGAACGAACGAAGACACACUCAUUAUGAAUUUUUAGGGAGAGUCAUUUUUAUAUUAUGUCAUAUGGUUUUGCGCAAUAGAAGAUGUAGCAAGAGUAACGAAAGCCCUCGGAAAAAUGCAGGUCGUUCUUCUCUUGAUACGUUUUAUAUGUGAAAAAACGAAUAAAUGACUGUAAUUAUUCUAAAAGUA
Molecule: messenger RNA, 6548 nt
Organism: Solenopsis invicta (red fire ant)
Lineage: Eukaryota; Metazoa; Arthropoda; Insecta; Hymenoptera; Formicidae
Exons: 4
Coding region: 225-2846 (873 amino acids)
Biological process (GO): double-strand break repair
Cellular component (GO): site of double-strand break; nucleus
Molecular function (GO): metal ion binding; ubiquitin-protein transferase activity; nucleosome binding
Source: RefSeq, a predicted model, not a curated record